AUGAAUAUUCUUAUAUUAUAUGCGGACAACAUCAUUAUAACCGGAGAUGAUCACAAAAGAAUAGAGGAUCUCAAGAAACUUCUUGACAAAGAAUUUGAAAUUAAGGACUUGGGAAAUUUUAGGUAUUUUCUGGGAAUGGAGGUUGUCAGGUCAAAAGCUGGUAUUUUUAUUUCUCAAAGAAAGUGUCAACGCAGAGAGGUUGAGGUCUUCACAUAUGCAGACUGGGCAGGUUCAAUAACAGACCGUUGUUCAACUAUUGGCUACUAUAUCUAUGUCUGGAGAAACAUGGUGACAUGGCAUAAUAAGAAACAAUCAGUAGUUGCAAGGAGCAGCAUAAAGGCUGAAUACAGAGCAAUGGCUCAUGGUAUCUGUGAAGGAAUUUGGAUACAAUUACUUGAAGAAUUAAGGGUGGAAAGAAGAGGUCUUGUGAAGUUAUACAAUGAAGAUAUACAAAGCUGCCAUCAGCAUUGCUAA
This is a messenger RNA of Mangifera indica (mango), 474 nucleotides long. RefSeq lists its product as uncharacterized. The record is from RefSeq and is a predicted model, not a curated record. NCBI's taxonomy places the organism in Eukaryota, Viridiplantae, Streptophyta, Magnoliopsida, Sapindales, Anacardiaceae. The transcript is spliced from 2 exons. Bases 1 to 474 code for a protein of 157 amino acids.